Molecule: messenger RNA, 1755 nt
Organism: Triticum turgidum subsp. durum (durum wheat)
Lineage: Eukaryota; Viridiplantae; Streptophyta; Magnoliopsida; Poales; Poaceae
Source: the annotation of a GenBank genome assembly
AUGCAGUUACCUGAUGAAAAAACUACCAUCGGGCGUGGCCGCGUCUUGGCUCCUCCGACUUCAUCUCCAAGUCUCCUGGUUGUCUUCUGGUUCAAGAAAAAUCAUCACGAAGUGGACACCAACAAAGAUGUACAAAUGCUCAAGGUUUCGGGCUUGGCCUGCCGGAAUCUUGUCGACAUCCAUGACCACUACACGGUUUGGGGGAACACAAAGAACAAUCAGGACUCCUUGGUUGACCUCACCUCGGCCAUCAUCGACCCCUACUACAUGAAGAUGAUGGAUGAUAGCAAGAAGGACAAGAUCACCUGGCAUAGUGCCUCGGAGCAGAUACUGGAUGAAGAACACGUCAAGUACGCGGCCAAGGAUGCAUACACAAGCUAUGAGAUGUACAAGCGGAUCAAGUGCCGCGGGCCGCAGCAGGGGGGCUCGUCCUGCUGGGCGACGGGCGCGGCGGCUUGGAGUUCAUCGCAGCAGAAGCGCCAGCGAUGCGAGGGUUCUUCCAGCGACCAAGUUGGAUCCAGCACAAGUGCUUCUGUGCAAAUGUCUGAAUCAGAGCUACCAGAUACUGAUUACGUAGAAAAUGAGGAAGAGGAUUACUAUAUGGAUGAUGAUGAUGAUUGUGAUGAUGAAAACGGCAAUGACUCUGAAUAUGAAUUCGAUGAAGCUGACUUUAAUCAGCAGCUUGCUGAUAAAUUUGAUGAUUUAGAUCUGCCUCCAGGUGUGGAGGCUACUGUACCAUGGCUUCAGAAACUUGCAGCCAAUGACGAGCAGGAUGGAGCGUCAGAUGAGUUAGUUGAGGAUGAAAUUACAAGGAAAUAUAAGGCAUUUCAACAAUUCUACACUGUUCAAAAUUUCUCUGACCACCAUUAUGCUAAUAAAUCAGUGGGGAAGACAAGCAGGGAAUGGGCAAAGAGAAUUCAACAUGACUGGAAACUUUUAGAGAAAGAUCUACCAGCUUCUAUCUUUGUCCGUGUUGCUGAAGAUAGAAUGGAUCUUCUUAGGGCUGCGAUUAUUGGCCCUAAGGGAACACCCUAUCAUGAUGGUCUCUUCUUCUUUGAUGCACAUUUUACCUCUAAUUAUCCUUCAGAGCCUCCGUUGGUGUAUUACCAUUCUGGAGGGCUUCGACUUAAUCCGAACUUGUAUAAUUGUGGAAAAGUCUGCCUUAGCCUCCUUGGUACCUGGAGUGGUAGUGGUUGCGAGAAGUGGAACUCAGCUCACUCAACCAUGCUGCAGGUGCUUGUGUCCAUUCAGGCUCUCAUUUUGAAUGAGAAGCCAUACUUCAAUGAACCGGGAUAUGCAGGCUCUGCGAAUACCACAACUGGACAACAGCAUUCUGUAGAGUAUAACAAGACCACAUUUCUGCACUCCUGUAGGACUAUGCUGUAUUCACUUAGAAGGCCUCCGGAGCACUUUGGAGACCUUGUCGCCGGCCACUUCCGGGAACGCGGACGCACCAUUCUGGCAGCAUGCAAACACUACCUAGAGGGUAACAUGGUCGGAUCGGAGGUCCCCGAAGAGGAAGAAGCGGAAUACGACGGCACUGGAGCGUCUAGCAGCAGCAGCAGCAGCCGCAGUAGCAGCAGUGUACCAAAGAAGCAAGAAGUGAUGAGGGUGGAUCCUCUGGGUAGGCGCACUCAGUUCACUGACAACCUCAAGACGCUGUUUGAAGAUCUUCUGAUGGAGUUCAACGUGAAGGGCGCUGACACUAGGAAGUUCCUGGAAGACAAGGUUAAGAAGAACCUGCCCGCAGCCUGA